This is a messenger RNA of Rhinocladiella mackenziei CBS 650.93, 921 nucleotides long. RefSeq lists its product as uncharacterized. The record is from RefSeq and is a predicted model, not a curated record. Lineage: Eukaryota; Fungi; Ascomycota; Eurotiomycetes; Chaetothyriales; Herpotrichiellaceae. Bases 1 to 921 code for a protein of 306 amino acids. The transcript has 2 exons.
AUGCCCAAUGAAAACUGGAGGGAUGAACUUCAAGAUUAUGCUCUUCUCCUAGAAGCAGUAGCCAGUGGUGACAGAUCCAAAGUCGUGAAAUUGUUUGGAGAGUACAUUCUGAGAACGAAAUACACGGAGACGACAUCUGAGAGGCCACAAGAAGUGUUGGAAUACGAUGAAAAUCAGGGCUAUGAUCAUCACGAUCAAGAUUUCAACAACGAUCACCAAACUGCCGAAGAACCUUAUUACCCCGAAGUUCCCCCAAAAAGAGUCAGAUUUGCAGAUGAGGAAGACGCAUACUAUACGGAGCAACAAGGAUUUGGCCAGGAGGAUGAGGAAUAUGGAUACGAGGAAGAAUAUCGUCACUCGGCAGAAUAUGACCUCGAAAGACCUCAAUAUGCAGAACAUUAUAUGCAUGGCGGUGCCGCCGACUAUGCAGAUCAGGAUGCCAUGUACUAUGACGACGAUGACGAUGGAUCUCACUACGACGAUGAACCAUAUGUAUCCCCAACUGGGAAUGAACGAUAUGCAGCAAAUACACCAUCGUAUGCAAAUCAAGCAUAUGGUAACGACGAGAGAGGGCCGAACGAGGGCAGAGGGGGCGCAGGUCAUGAAACACAAAGCUUCGGAUAUGGGUUCGACCCAACCUCAGAUGAGUGGGAGUUUGGCACUGGAAGGAACGAGGACGAAUACUAUGGAACGACUGGCGACGAAAAUGAUUUUGGCAAUGAGAGUUAUUAUGGAGGAGCCGCCAGCGGAGGUAUUCAUAGGCAACAGCAAGAUUUUGGCUUUCAUGAAGGAGGAAGUAAUAGACUGCAGAUCCCUGGCUUCAUGAAGAUUGGAGAAGGCCCUGAAUACACGGGCCUGGCGCAAAGGGAAAGCGGGGAGGCAGAUGUCGCCGGAACCUUUGUACGCAACAUUCGUGCAUGA